GUCACUGGCGGUGAGUGACAGGGCGGGGCGGGGCCCGGGGGAGGCGGAGUCAGACGGGCCGAGAGAGCCGAGCUGUGGAGCGCAGCUGAGGGGAGACCGCAGACACCGACCCGCUUCGGCCGCCGCUUGCCAGGUUUCAGUCUUGUGUGGAGUGAGAGAUGUGGGGUGUGCCUGAAAGCUGCGUCAAGCAGGUCUUGAGUCUAAACUUAACAAUGGGCAGAAUUUUCCUGGACCAUAUUGGUGGCACUCGCCUGUUUUCCUGUGCAAACUGUGAUACAAUCCUGACCAACCGCUCUGAGCUCAUAUCAACUCGCUUUACAGGAGCCACAGGGAGAGCCUUCCUUUUUAAUAAGGUGGUAAAUCUGCAAUACAGUGAAGUUCAAGACCGGGUCAUGCUCACUGGUCGCCAUAUGGUUCGAGAUGUGAGCUGCAAGAAUUGCAACAGCAAACUGGGAUGGAUCUAUGAAUUUGCUACUGAAGACAGCCAGCGCUACAAGGAAGGCCGUGUUAUCCUGGAAAGAGCCUUGGUCCGAGAGAGUGAGGGAUUUGAGGAGCAUGUUCCAUCCGAUAAUUCCUGAAGAGACUUCAGCCUCUUUCGUGGUUUUCUUCAGUGAAACUCAAAAAAUAAAAAUAAAAAAAUCAACAAAAAAAUUCUACUUAUAUACACUGUCACCUUAGCAUCAGAGUUGGAUUCAUUGAACUACGGACUGGGAAAGAUUGUGAGAAUUUCAGAUGGAAACUUCCUUUCUUUAUUCCUUUUAUUUUUUUCUCCCAACAGCUGUUUGUAGAGAAUGUUGUUCAGAUGCUAUAAUUUUUUUCUCCUUUGCGUUAACAUCUCUUAGAUCUGAGAUUGUAUUUGCAGCUAAUAGUGGGUUGAAAGGAAAAUAAUCCAGUUAUAUCUGUUAGAGAGAAAUCAAUGGGUUUUAGCAUGUAUAAACUCUGGUACAACAACAGAAAAUUAUUUUAAGUCUAAAGGUGUGUUUUAAUUUCCAAUUUUUGGCUUAAGUUUUAAACUUUUUUUUACCCAGUCAUUUCACCAGAUAUACUAGUUUAAGAAAAGGAAUCUGAAUUUGUGAUGAGUGCAAAAGGUUCAGUGUUGGUACGGCUUGUGCUGGCCGUUGUGCCAUAUUCUUGUUGAGGUUGAUCAGUAGCACAGAGCCCAUUUUUUCUUGUCAUUAUUGACCCAAAGAUGUCAACAGUCCUCAUUUAUUUGUAUAGUCCCUUUCACCAUAUACAUGUUGAUUGGAAACUAUUUUUGGAAUAGGGCAAAACUGCUUGGCUUUUUUUCUUUUAACUGAUGUAACUUAUAAGCAUAGUAAUAAUCUGUAAUAAGUGUCUGUUUAGUCUUGUGUUGCUUUAAAAAUCAGAAGCUGUUUGUGAUGAUGGGGUUAACUUAGUAACUAGUGUUGCGAUAGUGAAUUUUUUUUUCUUUCAUCUCUUUAUAAACCUCAUUAAGUAGACAAAUCUAUUGCAACUCUUAAUUCUUGUUCAAAUUUAUUUCUUUUUAACCCAAGACUUUGUGUUUAAAACAUAGCUACUGAGGAGGAAGAAGAGGAGAAUGCUAGCAUGUGCAUUCAUGCGUACAGCAUACAGUCUGCAACUUCUAAACUGCUUGUUUUCAAAUGCUGCUUCUGGUAUUGAAACUCUUACCUAUCUCAAAAUUUUGUUGCAUCUGUCUGUUGUGGUGAUUCACCUUUUGUCUUUCUCACCAUCAGAACAGGCUUGCCUGGUUGUUAAUUGACUUCAUUCCUGUUUCCUUCUGGUAGAAGUCAAUUGUUUUAAGAUACUGAAAUCUUACCUCUUGUCAAAAAUGUUCUCCAUUACCCUUUCUUAAGGGUGCCAAACAUAAUGUUACUUGGGGCUAUAUUGACAUCUUGCUAAGAACCCAAUGGCUGCACCUAAUCUGAAUGGUAGUUAUGUACUGUUCUUUAUCAGAAAUAAAUAUGCAUAGAUAUAGUUUCUGCCUGAA
This is a messenger RNA of Pelodiscus sinensis (Chinese soft-shelled turtle), 1969 nucleotides long. It is a transcript of the gene YPEL5, whose product is annotated as yippee like 5. NCBI's taxonomy places the organism in Eukaryota, Metazoa, Chordata, Testudines, Trionychidae. The record is from RefSeq and is a predicted model, not a curated record.